AUGGCAAGCAAAACAUUAGAUGUCAAAGGCUUCAUUGAGAGCCGAGUUGAUGAAAUAAAAAAGAUGGAAAUCGCUGUUAAGACCAUAGGAGGAUCUCGUUCUCUAUUUCAGACUGUAUCCAGGAGAAUGCGUCGUCGAGCAGCUAGCCAUAAUCGGAAGAGGUUACCCAAACGCUUAAUAAGCAAAGAUACAACCGACAAGACCAAGCCUACAGCAACAACGAAAAAAAAACGACGUACCUCAAAAAAGAGAAAUUUUCAAAGGAAAGACAAUGUAAGUCAGUGGUUGGAAACACAUAUUUGGCAUGCUAAACGAAUGAAAAUGUCUGACCAAUGGAAUUUUAAAAUUGCUGAAAUUUCUUGCGAAAAAGGCAAACGAGCUGCCUAUCGAGCAUGCAAGAAUGAGUGUACCAUACAAGAUAUAUCCUAUUAUAGAUGUAUAGAAAUAAAAGGUUUACAACAGGUUAUAGUCAAUACUUUUGCCCGCUUAACUAACAAUCAGACAGGAUCUACGAUCGAUAGUAUGGAUUAUCUUCAAGGUGGUGUGGAAGGUUGCUUGGAAUUACUCGAUCAAAUAACUUUAAUAAAUCAGCAAAAUAGACAAGAUAACAUGCUUGAAAUUGACUCUCAUACUGCUGAUGAUAGUUCACUUCUUCGAUUCUCUUUAAGAGGCCCAAUGUCGCAAAGUGUGCUAUAUCGUGCUUUCAAAUUGCACAAUGAAAGAUCCGAAAUUGAAACUACCUGGACGAAAUUAUUAACCCUAUCGUCUACUGCUACUUUACCGAGAGGUUCAGUUCUUGCAUUAAAUGUAGGCGAUCCCCGAUUAAAUCGUCCUAUCUUGAAGAAGAGAUACCAUAACCUGAACCGAUCGAUAGUUACAGAUUCUUGCCAAUCCUAUCUUCAAAAUUGGUCAAGUGAGUUUGCUCGGACGUUGUUAUGGAAUCCUACUAUUCGUAAAAAUGUUAAAGAAGCUAAAAAACCCGACCAUGAAUUAAAUAAACUACGUAUGCAAAUAUUUAAUGGACAACUGGAACUAAAUGAUAUAGAUAAUAAAAUUUCCAUUCCUGUAUUACUUAUCCAACAAACUGGUGCGACAGCCACCCUUAUAAAUAUUAAUAAUGAAAGCGACUUUAUUAAUAGUGGAUGGGAUUUAAUUUUACCUGCUGGUUGGGGUAUGCCAUUCUGGCUAUCACUUAUUUAUUGUGGAGCACGCGCUAUUGGUUUGCAAGAGAGUGCUAAACAAUACUUGGAGCAAGGAAUUCCUAUCUUUCCAUCAGAUUAUCCUGAUACAGCUGCAGGCUGUAUUAACGCCGUAGCAACGCAUCAGAAGUUGACGUCAGAUUACUAUCUUAGGCCCCCAGCAAAACGAAUCAAUUACUCCAAAAUUGGUAUUUUAUCGCCAUUCUUGAACCGCUGGGAUGAAUUGAUAGAAUAUUGGAGGAAAUUUUUACAAGUAACUGAAAGUUUUAAAACUGGAGAGAAGAUACAUGAAACACGCACUUAUUAUGUUAUAAGAUGCCGUAAAGAAUUAAGUACCUUAAAUCAGUUACUGCUAAAGAAAGUUUGCAAAUCAAAUCGAACGCAGGCUGAAGCUUUCGAUAAAGAAAUGAGUAACUUUGGUAUAAGCCAAAUAAUUAACAAUCAUAGUCGUGCACUUGUAGCCGUCAAAAUUAAAAUGUAUAAGCGCGGUACACCAAGACAGUUUUGUCCUAUUUGUUUACCUAGAAAUGAAGAUUUUUCAAAGCUGAAAGAUGAGUAUUUUAAAGGGAACUUAGAUAAAUCGUUAUUACAAGGAGUACUAGAACGCAGUAUUAUUGGAUAUGUAUCGUGUGGUGACUAUUCACACUCUGUUGGCUAUGGAUGUGCAGUUGGAUAUUGCAGUAUUGUUGGAUUGACUAAGUUAUUCGAGCAGCCCAUCGAUCAAUUUAGCCAUUUUAUUCUCAUACGAGACACAAAAUCACUACAGUAUCAUUUCGCAAGUUUAAAAAUUCUUAUAUUUUAA
Trichoplax adhaerens is the source of this 2001-nucleotide messenger RNA. RefSeq lists its product as uncharacterized. Gene Ontology annotation, cellular component: ribonuclease MRP complex; nucleolar ribonuclease P complex. The transcript has 5 exons. NCBI's taxonomy places the organism in Eukaryota, Metazoa, Placozoa, Uniplacotomia, Trichoplacea, Trichoplacidae. Gene Ontology annotation, biological process: tRNA 5'-leader removal. The record is from RefSeq and is a predicted model, not a curated record. Bases 1 to 2001 code for a protein of 666 amino acids.